AUGAAGGGAAUCAUGAGAUUCGGAAAGAAAGGCAAGCUGAGUCUGAGAUAUUUAGGCCCUUUCGACAUACUAGAAAGAAUUGGAGCUGCAGCAUACCGAUUGGCUCUCCCACCACAAAUAUCAGUCAUUCAUGAUGUUUUCUACAUCUCCAUGCGUCGGGAGUAUGUACCAGACCCUACACAUAUAUUAGACUACAAGCCCCUCCAAGUUCGCAAAGAUCUCACUUACAAAGAGUUUCCAAUAAGGAUUCUUGUACAAAAUGCUCAAGUUCUCCGCCAAAAGACCAUUCUGAUGGUCAAAGUGCUUUGGAGCAACUACACAGAAAAAGGGGCCACUUGGGAGAGAGAGGAAGACAUGAGGAUCAAGUACCCAUACUUGUUCGAUUGA
Juglans microcarpa x Juglans regia is the source of this 387-nucleotide messenger RNA. RefSeq lists its product as uncharacterized. Bases 1 to 387 code for a protein of 128 amino acids. The record is from RefSeq and is a predicted model, not a curated record. NCBI's taxonomy places the organism in Eukaryota, Viridiplantae, Streptophyta, Magnoliopsida, Fagales, Juglandaceae. The transcript has a single exon.